Messenger RNA from Medicago truncatula (barrel medic), 730 nucleotides. RefSeq names its product ethylene-responsive transcription factor ERF096. Gene Ontology annotation, molecular function: DNA-binding transcription factor activity; DNA binding. The record is from RefSeq and is a predicted model, not a curated record. Bases 174 to 605 code for a protein of 143 amino acids. Gene Ontology annotation, biological process: ethylene-activated signaling pathway; regulation of DNA-templated transcription. The transcript has a single exon. NCBI's taxonomy places the organism in Eukaryota, Viridiplantae, Streptophyta, Magnoliopsida, Fabales, Fabaceae.
CCACAUACAUUGAAUUCUAUAACCAAUCUCAAUCAUAGAUGUGUCUUUUAGCACGUUUGGUAAUUUUUACAAAUCCAUUGAACCUUGAAUAAAUUUUCACUUAAGUGCAUUUUUUGAAGCUCAAUAUAAAAGGCCUUGUAAAUUAUGCUAAUGACAUUAUUCUUACACAAAUAAUGGAAGAUGAGUUAAAGGAAAAGGUGAAACAAGAUGAAUUACCAAAGAAAAUAAAGUAUAGAGGAGUAAGGAUAAGGCCAUGGGGAAAAUGUGCAGCAGAGAUUCGAGAUUCGGCUAGACAUGGAGCUCGAGUUUGGCUUGGUACAUUUAACACUGCUGAGGAAGCUGCAAGAGCUUAUGAUCGUGCUGCUUUUGAAAUGAGAGGUUCUUCAGCUAUUCUUAACUUUCCUCAUGAACAUUAUUUUCCUUGCAGUGUGGUAUAUAACCCUUCUAAGCCGUCUUCUUCCUCCAAUUCAACCUCAUCAUCAUCAUCUUCAAAGGUUAAAUCGGAACUUGUUGAACAAGUUAUAGAGUUUGAGUAUUUGGAUGAAAAAUUAUUAGAGGAACUCUUGGAUUUUGAGAGCAUCAUCAACCAGGACUUGUUCAAGUAGGAGUUACUUGAUUUAAGCAUGAGUGAUUUUGUUCUGUUUUUAAUCCUAAAUCUUUGUUUAUUACUAUGUCAACGAGUUGUUUUGUUGUUACACAACGUUUAUCAUUAUUUACAUAUGUUUUUGUU